Messenger RNA from Vitrella brassicaformis, 895 nucleotides. NCBI's taxonomy places the organism in Eukaryota, Vitrellaceae. The record is from the annotation of a GenBank genome assembly.
AUGAUAGACAUACCCAACCCAACACCCACACUCCUCUACAGGUGAGCAGAGCAGCUGACCUGUUGCGACCCUCCAGGAUAUGACGUCUCGCUUUUCCCUUCCUGUCAGUUCGACGCGUGACGGUGGUGACUUCGGCACGAUGAUGGACAAGGUGGGCGACGCCAGUGGUCUGCUUUUCCUCGUCAACCACAACGACACACACCGAUUUGGAUCCUUCGUCGGGGGCCAACUGAAGUCGCCCGCCGACGGCAAAUACAAGGUGCCCCUCUUCUUCAUCUCCAUCUCCGGUGCAUAUGGCCAGGUCACCAAGGUACCGAUCCCCGAGGCCAGGCAGUGGGUGGGGGUCGCCGGCCACGACGCAUCCAUCCGAUUCAGUACGGCCUCACGUGGCAAGGUUGGUGGCGGUAUACACAAUAAGUGUCAGUGCAAUGAAUGGCACUCAACCAACUGACUGAUUGUCACAUGUCUGCGUGCAGAUGACCAUUGCUUUGGGGUAUCUAUGGGUCGCUCUCGGCAGCCCCGGCCCGGCAGACGACGUGCGCAGCAUGUAUCAGUGGGUCGAGAAGGACGACCUACCGGCCGGCUACCUUGGCCGGCUCAGUGGCAACGGAACACUAGCAGGCACAUGGUAUUUCACCGCGAAGGAGAUCGCUAUCUAUCAGGUGGGUGGGUGGCACCGGGCAAGACCAAGACGGACGAGCGAGUGAAUCAGUAUACGGAUGGAUGAAUGGAUGUUGUAUGUGGUUUUCAGGUGAAGUCGGGCUGAUGAGUGAGCGGAGAGGGGCCAGUGUGGCAGCUGCAGCGGAAGACGCAGCCUUGUUACACACACAACGGACGAAUUCGUGUGCAUGCAUUGCACGGACGGACGGAUGGACCUCAUGUCUCAAUUUUGACA